Molecule: messenger RNA, 1413 nt
Organism: Anarrhichthys ocellatus (wolf-eel)
Lineage: Eukaryota; Metazoa; Chordata; Actinopteri; Perciformes; Anarhichadidae
Gene: ch25h
Product: cholesterol 25-hydroxylase
Exons: 2
Coding region: 13-771 (252 amino acids)
Biological process (GO): lipid biosynthetic process
Molecular function (GO): iron ion binding; oxidoreductase activity
Source: RefSeq, a predicted model, not a curated record
UCUGAUAGCAGGAUGCUGCUGCAGCCUCUCUGGACCUUCCUCCUGGGACACUCGUCCCUCAUGCACUCACCUGUGUUCCCCGUCCUCUUUUCCCUGUCUGUCUACCUGUCUUGCUGCGCACCCUUCCUGCUGCUGGACCUGCUGUCCUCCAGGUGGGCCCUGGUGCACAGGUACAAGCUGCAGCCUCGAAGCUCUGUCAGCUGGGCCUCGGUGCGGAGCUGCCUGGCUGUGACGCUCUACAACCACGUGGUUUUCAUCCUGCCUCUGACCGUGAUGCACUGGUACCUGAGACCAGUCCACCUGCCUCAGGAGGCUCCGCCCCUCGCCCGUCUGCUGGCUCAGGUGCUGGUCUGUCUGCUGCUGUUUGACUUCCAGAGCUUCAUCUGGCACCUGCUGCACCACCGAGUCCCAUGGCUCUACUGCAACUUCCACAAGGUGCACCACACCUUCUCCUCCACCUCCUCCCUGACCACGGAGCACUCUGGAGUCUGGGAGACCCUCAGUUUGGGCUUCUUCUCCGCGAUGACCCCGUUUCUUCUCAGUUGUCAUCCUCUGACGGAGCUGGUCUUCUUCGUGGUGAACAUCAGUCUGUCGGUAGAGGAUCACUGUGGAUACGACCUGCCCUGGUCCUCCCACCGCCUGGUGCCUCUGGGCCUCUACGGCGGGGCCCCACACCACGACCUGCACCACCUCAAGUCCAACUGUAACUACGCCCCCUACUUCACCCACUGGGACCGACUGGCCGGGACCCUGUGCACCCAGGAGGACUGAAGUACUGAAGGAGACUUCCUGCACUGAUGGAGACGUUUAUGAAACGAUGGAGAAUUAUGGAGACCAUGAACUCCUCCGAAAAUUUGGUUUCUGAAGUGACUUAAGGAUUUUGUGCUGUUCAGAAAUCUUCUUUUCCAUUAAAAGACUGAAGACACAUUUAUUUAUAACUAUUCAGUUAUUCACGUUUAUAUAUUAACGUUAUUGAUCAUCUCAGAUGUAAAUCAGCUUGUUGUUGAGUGAUGGAUGAGAAGAAAACACUGAAAUCCAGAAACUGACAUUUGAAGAUAUUUAGCAUCAUUCAGUGUAAUAUUAUUUGAAUGUGUUUUAUGUUACUGUGAGUCUGAGCUGCUUUGAGAUGUAUUUAAAGUUAAAGAUUUUCUUUAAUUCAUCAGAAAAAUGUUCAUAUUGAACAAAUACACAAAAUGUUGAAAGAUAUUCUGUCAACAUCCAUUUAUGGCAACUCAUUUAUGAAUGAGCUGCAGUUUAUUGACUCGAGAUGAUAGAAAGAGAACAUUAUUCAAAUGUUUGAAUAUUUAAGUCAACAGAACGUUUGGGAGAAAAAUGUGACUGAAAAUGUAAAAAACUGUUUUUGUUUCUGAACUGAAGUGAAUCACUUUGAUCUGAGAAUAAACUUUAUGAACU